AUGAAAAUCGAUAUGAUACUGCCCGGUGUUGUAUGUUGGAUAUUUUUAAUGUUAACCUUCAUGCAAUCAUCUGCCGUUGAACAUCAAGAUGGAAAGCCUAUUAAUCAUAGUGAUGAACAAGAAAUUCAUAUUUUACGACAAGAUCCGUCAUUACUAUCAAAAUUAGAAAAUUUACAUCCAACAAAAUUCUAUUCUCUCUUUCACGAAAAUGGCCACGAUGGAAAUCAAAAUUCAGAAGAACUUGAGUUUGAAAAAAGGCGUUUCAAUGCAUGGGCUGGUAAACGUAUGGUUCCGAUAAAACGACGAUUUAAUGCAUGGGCUGGUAAACGAUCGGUACCAUUGCAUUUACGAGAAGGUCGACGAUUCAAUGCUUGGGCUGGAAAAUAA
Molecule: messenger RNA, 387 nt
Organism: Didymodactylos carnosus
Lineage: Eukaryota; Metazoa; Rotifera; Eurotatoria; Philodinida; Philodinidae
Source: the annotation of a GenBank genome assembly